UAUAUAUAUAUAUAUAUAGCUAUUGUCUUUUACCCAAAAAUGGAUCUUUUGAACGCUUGGAUGAGAGGUGUGCGUAUAAUAAUUAUCACAUUAUACACCCAGACAGAAGAAGAAAAGAGAGAAAGAGCUUUCGAGAGAGAUGGGAAUGGCGAGAGAGGAGAAAGAAGAAGAGGGAGUAAUGGCGACGGACUUUUUCUGGUCUUACACUGAUGAACCACACGCUUCCAGGCGCCGUCAGAUUCUUUCUAAAUACCCUCAGAUCAAAGACCUCUUUGGCCCUGAUCCCUUUGCUUUACUCAAGAUCGGUGUGGUUGUUCUGCUUCAGCUUUGUACAGCAAUCUCCCUCAACAAUGCAGGAUGGCUGAAGAUGCUUGCAAUCGCCUACUUUUUCGGUUCAUUUCUGAACCACAACCUUUUCUUAGCCAUCCACGAGCUCAGUCACAAUCUCGCCUUCUCAACUCCCGUCUACAAUCGCUGGCUUGGAAUUUUCGCCAACCUUCCUGUUGGGGUUCCCAUGUCAGUCACCUUCCAAAAAUACCACCUCGAGCACCAUCGCUUCCAAGGAGUAGAUGGCAUUGACAUGGACAUCCCAAGCCAAACCGAAGCGCACUUGGUGACAAACGUAGUAGCGAAAUCCAUCUGGGUUGUCUUACAGCUAUUCUUCUAUGCUUUUAGGCCACUCUUUCUCAAACCAAAACCCCCUGGCAUGUGGGAAUUUGUUAACUUCUCCAUUCAAAUAGCUCUUGAUGCUGCCAUGGUUUACUUUUGGGGAUGGAAGUCGUUGGCUUAUCUGAUCUUAUCCACAUUUGUUGGAGGUGGGAUGCACCCCAUGGCUGGUCACUUCAUCUCAGAGCAUUAUGUGUUCAAUCCUCAACAAGAGACAUAUUCUUACUAUGGUCCUCUGAAUCUUCUGACUUGGAGUGUUGGAUACCACAAUGAACACCAUGAUUUCCCAAGGAUUCCUGGUAGCAAACUCCAUAAGGUGAAGGAGAUUGCAUCAGAGUACUAUGAUGGUUUGGACUCGUAUAAAUCUUGGAGCCAGGUUAUAUACAUGUAUGUUAUGGACCAUACAGUUGGACCCUUUAGCAGAAUGAAAAGGAAGGCAAAGAAUUCUGAGUAGGUGUACUUACUUUCUCUCUUGAUUGUUUCUCCUCUUCGGUUACAUAUAUAAAUAUACGAGUUAUUUAAAUAUGAGCUUCUUAUUUUUAUAUAUCUGAUUUUGAUUGUAAUAUUUUUGAAAUAGUUGAUUCUCUCCUAUAGCUUAGAAGUAAAUUCGUUUGUUCAUUAACUUAUAACAAUUGAUUUGCUUAAUGAUUGUUACAAAUUAGGGUUGAUACUA
This is a messenger RNA of Humulus lupulus (European hop), 1339 nucleotides long. RefSeq names its product sphingolipid delta(4)-desaturase DES1-like. The coding region runs from base 140 to 1120 and encodes 326 amino acids. The record is from RefSeq and is a predicted model, not a curated record. Gene Ontology annotation, cellular component: membrane. The transcript has 2 exons. Gene Ontology annotation, biological process: ceramide biosynthetic process. Lineage: Eukaryota; Viridiplantae; Streptophyta; Magnoliopsida; Rosales; Cannabaceae. Gene Ontology annotation, molecular function: sphingolipid delta-4 desaturase activity.